AAGACACUUUGUUACUUCUUGUCCUUUCCCUUGCCCUUGCUUGGUUUUAUCUGAUACUUGUUUCAUACUACACAUUUACUCGCUAGUGUCUGCCGUGUUUUUUUGUUUUUUUUUUCGCAUCCGUCGUUAACCGUUAAACUUUUCCCCACAAAAAACCAGCAUGAUCACUAUACUGGAAUUACCCCUUGACAUAUUAAGUUUGGUUGUAAACCAAAUCCAUCAUUCACUGUCCACAGAAGAAUACCAGCAUGCAUUAACCUCAUUAUCACAAACUUGUCACUACUUCAACAGAAUUGUCAACCCGGUGUUGUACAAGAAUAUCGUUAUUUAUGACAAUGAAAAUGCCGCCAUUACCAAUUCUGGCUCCACUACUACCACAACUUUCAUUCACAUUUCGCAUUUACCAAAAUUUAUAAAUUCCCUCAGCAUAUCCAACUUCAAACUCAUCUCGUCCAUUCAUAUUCAUUGUCAUUCUAACUUUGCAACUUUUGACUACUAUCAGUUGUACAACAAGUUGAACUACUUCUGGAGCAAAACUAACCACGCUAUAGAAUUUAUAAAUUUCGAUGUGGACAAUAUACGUCGAUUCCAAUGCUUGAACCAUUUCAUUUCCCAUAACAACGGAGCUAAUAUAGUGGAGGAGAAUGACGAAUGGUGGCAUGGCGACUCAUACCCCAAGAGUCAUCACAAGUUGAACAAUCUCAAGAACUGGUCGAUUUUGUCGAUUCAAGAAUUGUACAAUAUCCCAGUGAACCCCAAUUUGACCAACUUGGAUUUCUUUAUUGAAGGUGUUAAGGAAAGUUGCGUAGCUAAUCCAACUAAUUUGAUGCACAACUUGCGUUUUAUCAAGACCUUGCACCUUAAUACUACUCCUUCCACCAAGAUUUUCACUGGUUUGCUGAAUGUGCAUUGUGAUAACUUGGAAAACUUGUCCGUUUGCUAUAGUCACACUUUUAACCAACCUAAGUUGACCUUGAGUUUACUCACUGACAAAGUAAAUUUCAACAAUUUACACCAGUUGGAGUUGAAACUCAAUUGCUUCCACCCUGACUGUGACUGUAUUAACCAGUUUUAUCACGAUUUGGCCCUCUUACCUGACGAAUUCACUAAUUUAACAAAAUUGUCCAUCAUCAACUACAAAUCCAAGAAUUCCGCUAACAACUUGUGUCAAUACAAUUACCUCGUUUCCAAGCAAUUAUCCCCAUUGUUCAAGAAAUUCUCAAAGAUCAAGUCAUUAUACUUUAAUAUUAACGAAUUUCUCAAAAUCGACCAGUUAAAGAUUGACUGGAACAAGUUCAUCUCGGCCAUUUCCACAUUGACCAGUCUUGACUCGUUGACUAUUGUCGACUUUUUCAACUGGUGGAUGCCCUCAAUUGCGUUACCUAACAGAUCAGUGUUAUCUCCUGAAAUCCUUCUUAACUCUUGUGGAUGUUCCCAAUGUAACCAAGCCAGGUACAAGUUCACCAAGAUGGCUGAAUACGACGCUGAAAACAACUAUACUCAUAAAUUCUCCAGUUUCAACCACGAAGAAGUCCGCGUGGAUAAGUACAAGGUGAUUUUGAACAAGUCAAACUCCAAGUUUCUUACGUUUAUCUACCAACAGUUUAAAUCUCAAUUCAACCAACCAUUAAUAUAUUCAUUACAUGCUAACAACUUUAGAGAAAACAAGGAACUAUGGAAAGAGUUUCAGCUUUUGUUUAAACACAACUGUUUGAACAGAUUAAGUGGUGAAAUCAAACACGGUGAAGAUUAUUUGAAAGUUAAUUUGGGUGGAAUUAUUGCAUAGCUUAAUAAUUUAAUGUGGAAAUCUUUUUGCAUAGCUUAAUAUAUAAUCAUAUGUG
Molecule: messenger RNA, 1841 nt
Organism: Spathaspora passalidarum NRRL Y-27907
Lineage: Eukaryota; Fungi; Ascomycota; Pichiomycetes; Serinales; Debaryomycetaceae
Exons: 1
Coding region: 161-1786 (541 amino acids)
Source: RefSeq, a predicted model, not a curated record